This is a messenger RNA of Salmo salar (Atlantic salmon), 3644 nucleotides long. The record is from RefSeq and is a predicted model, not a curated record. NCBI's taxonomy places the organism in Eukaryota, Metazoa, Chordata, Actinopteri, Salmoniformes, Salmonidae.
UGUUGAACGAUGCACAGUGACACCAUCUGCAGCAAGAUGAUGUUGUAGGUCUUUGGAGGUGGUCUGUGGGCUGUUUUUGACCGUUCUCACCAUCCUUCGCCUUACCGAUAUUUUACUUGGCCUGCCACUUCUGGCCUUAACAAGAACUGUGCCUGUGGUCUUCCAUUUCCUCACUAUGUUUCUCACAGUGGACACUGACAGCUUACAUCUCUGCGAUAGCUUUUUGUAGCCUUCCUCUAAACCAUAAUGUUGAACAAUCUUUGUUUUCAGGUCAUUUGAGAGUUGUUUUGAGGCCCCCCACUUUGCCACUCUUCAGAGGAGAGUCAAAGAGAACAACAACUUGCAAUUGGCCACCUUAAAUACCUUUUCUCAUGAUUGGAUGCACUUGUCUAUGAAGUUCAAGGCUUAAUGAGCUCACCAAACCAAUUGUGUUCCAAUUAAUCAGUGCUAAGUAGUUACAGGUAUUCAAAUCAACAGAAUGACAAGGGUGCCCACAUUUUUGCAGAGCCUAUUUUUCACAUCUGAUUUAAUUUCAUACAACUUAAUAUUGCUACACUAAAAAUCUUUGUCUGGAUAAUACCCCAGUACUCAGCUUUUAUUAGAAAAUGAAUGGCAUGCCACUGUGAUCAUUUUCUGUGACGACAGAGUAAAUUAUUAUGCAGCCUCAGAGGGGUGCCCAAACUUUUUCAUACGACUGUAUGUAUCAACCACAGAACUGACACUUACUAGCAGUUCCCACUCACUACCAGUCAGUUGACUCACUGUACAAGACCUCUCCCCUUCAGUCUACUGCAGGGUGGGAGAUGCAACAAUGGCCUUGAGAACAGCAGGAAGUGUGUUGGUGGUCUUUCUCUGGUCUGUAGCAGUGGUACUGGGUCAGAAUGUCUGGAGUGUGACUUACACCACUCAGAGUAUCUGUGUCUUGGAGGGGUCAACAGUGGAGCUGUCCUGCUCUAUCAGAUAUCCCAGUGGUACAGUCACAUCAACCUACUGGUUCACUAAAUGGGGGACUGGUGUAGAACCUGAAGAUCUAGGUCAGAACCCAGAGUAUGCAGGUCGUCUGGAGUAUCAUGGGGAUAAGAAGAAUGGUCACAACCUGAGAAUCACAGACCUGAGAGAGAGUGACUCAGCUACGUACAAGUUCAGAUUUAUAACAGAUCAGACUGGAGGGAAAUAUACUGGUGAUCCUGGAGUCACUCUGUCUGUCACAGCUCUGCAGGUGAAGGUGACUCCUCAACAGUUUUCAGUGUAUAAGACACUGACCUGUAGCACCACCUGUACUCUGACUGACAACCCCACCUACAUCUGGUACAAGAACGGACAACAUCUAGAUGAGAGCACCUCCCCCCAGUACAAAGACCCAGUCUCCAGUAACUAUGAGGACAGUUACUCCUGUGCUGUAAAAGGCCAUGAGGAUCUCCACUCUCCUGCAGUGUGUGUUCAGGGUCAGAGCUGCAGCAGAGUGACUUACACCAAGAGGAGAAUCUGUGUCUUGAAGGGGUCAACAGUGGACAUAUCCUGUGCUUAUGUUGGUUAUUAUUCCACCACAUCAACAUUCUGGUUUAGAAGUGAUAAGUCGACCCCUGAAGACCUAACCAGAGACCCAGGGUAUACAGGUCGUGUGAAGUACACUGGAACAUACAGAGGUCCCUUCACCCUGAGAAUCACAGAUCUGAGAGAGGAGGACUCAGCUGAGUAUCGCUUCACUUUUAAAACAAAGAAAUGGGGUCAUAGUUUCCCAGGAACAACUCUGUCUGUCACAGGUCUGCAGGUGAAGGUGACUCCUGCUGCAGAGGGACAGAAGACACUGACCUGUAUCACUACCUGUACUCUGACUGACAACCCCACCUACAUCUGGUACAGGAAUGGACAGAAUGUACAAGAUACCUCCUCCCCCAUGUACUCCAUCAGCAGUGAGGAUGCAGACAGCUACUACUGUGCUGUAAAAGGCCACGAUGGUCUCAGCUCUCCUGCAGUGUAUAAACCAAAGACCUCAGUGUCAGUCAGUCCCUCUGGUGAAAUAGUGGAGGGCAGUUCAGUGACUCUGACCUGCAGCAGUGAUGCCAACCCACCUGUGGACAAAUACACCUGGUACAAGAAGAAUGGAGGUGGCUAUCAGAGUAUGACAGGACCACAGCAUGUCUUCAAUCAAAUCCAGUCAUCUGACACUGGAGAGUACUACUGUGAGGCCCAGAAUGAGAUGGGGACAGACAGGUCUAGGACCAUGAACAUGGAUGUGAAGUACGGCCCAAAGAGCACCUCAGUGUCAGUCAGUCCCUCUGGUGGAAUAGUGGAGGACAGUUCAGUGACUCUGACCUGCAGCAGUGAUGCCAACCCACCUGUGGACAAAUACACCUGGUACAAGAAGAAUGGAGCUUCACUGACAGGAUCUGAAAAGACAUACAAUUUCACCACCAUCAGCUCUGAGGACAGUGGAGAAUACUACUGUGAGGCUGAGAAUAAAUAUGGACGUCUCAUCUCUUCUUCUGUGUCUGUGGACGUUCAGUACGGCCCAAAGAGCACCUCAGUGUCAGUCAGUCCCUCUGGUGAAAUAGUGGAGGACAGUUCAGUGACUCUGACCUGCAGCAGUGAUGCCAACCCACCUGUGGACAAAUACACCUGGUACAAGAAGAAUGGAGUCUACUAUCCAUCAACCACCUAUAUGACCACAGGACCACAUCUUGUCUUCAAUCAUAUCAAGUCCUCAGUCACUGGAGAGUACUACUGUGAGGCCUGGAAUGGGAUUAAGACAGGGAGGUCUGAGUAUAUCAACAUCAAUGUGAGAUAUAAACCAAAGAACACCUCAGUAUCAGUCAGUCCCUCUGGUGAAAUAGUGGAGGGCAGUUCAGUGACUCUGACCUGCAGCAGUGAUGCCAACCCACCUGUGGACAAAUACAUCUGGUACUUUCAAAAUAAGACUUUUCUAAAUGGAUUUGGACAGAUGUACAACAUAAGUAAGUUCAAGUCUAAGGACAAUGGACAUUACCACUGUGAGGCCUGGAAUGGAAGAGGAUCUAGGAACUCUACAGCUCUGAUGAUCAUUUUACCAGGGAAACAAACAUCAGUUCUGAAUGCAGCUGCAGGAAUCAUAGUGGUUGUUCUGGUUCUCAUCCUCUGUCUCUCUGGCUUCAUGUGGUUCAGGAAGAAGGCCUCCAUAUCCACCUCUGACACAAGAGACAUAUCAGAGAAUGUACAGGGAGACUCUAGUCCAGUGUAUGAAAACGUCUCAAGCAUGGCCAUGGCCCCUACUGCAACAAAGACAGCAGCCACCGUCAUCCAGGAUGAUGUUCACUAUGCCAGUGUCCACUUCUCUCGCUUCAAAAACCAGGAAGUGCCUCUGUACUCCACCGUCCAACUGCAUCAACCCCAGAAACAGGACGAGGAUGUCCAGUACGAUGCUGUGAAAUUCAACCUCCCCAGUGCUGCCAACCGACCCACAGCAGCACAAGCAGCUGAGGAGGACUCCUCUGUUCUCUACAGUACAGUCAACAAACCCUGAACCAAGAAGAGCUGAACACAACAAACCCAGAAGACCUGAACACAACAAACCCAGAAACAAGAGGACCUGAACACAACAAACCCAGUACCAAGAAGACCUGAACACAACAAACCCAGUACCAAGAAGACCUGAACACAACAAACCC